AUGUAUGUAUAUGCAAUGUUCAUGGAUAAUUAUUCUGAUGUUUUGUACUUGUUUAUGGAUGGGCAUAUAGAACUGCAGACGUACAGAUAUUUUUAUUUUAUAAGUACUCUCACAGUUUACCUGUUGAUUAUUAGUGUUAACGCUGUUGUCCUUUUUGUCAUUUACACAAACAAAUGUCUCCAUGAGCCGAUGUACAUUUUCAUUGCUGCUUUACUUUGCAAUUCACUUUUUGGAACGACUGCCCUUUAUCCUAAACUGCUGAGUGAUUUUCUAUCUGAAAGACCAGCUACUUCUUACUCAGCCUGUCUGUUUCAGGCCUUUUCUAUUUACACAUACGCUGCAUCAGAGUUCACGCUCUUAUCAGCUAUGGCCUAUGACAGAUAUGUGUCGAUAUGUAAACCGUUACAAUACGCAAAACUUGUAAAAAUGUCCACUGUGAAAAAGCUCUUAUUUUUCUGUUGGUUUUUUCCUGCUUGUGAAAUUGGAAUAUUAAUAAUACUAACAUCCCGACUUCGGCUGUGUAAAUUUAAUUUAGACAGAAUUUACUGUAAUGAUUACUCAAUUGCAAAAUUAAGCUGUGGAGACACAUCAGUUACAAAUUUAUAUGGACUGUUUGGUUUAAUUAUUACUGUAUUUCCACCAGUGAUCUUCAUAAUCUACUCAUAUGUUAGAAUAUUUGAUGUCUGUUUAAAGAAUUCAAAAGAGUUCAGAAGAAAAGCUCUGCAGACCUGCUUCCCACACCUUUUGAUUUUCAUAAUUUUCUCUUUUAACUCUUGCUUUGAAGUGAUUAACACUAGAUUAGAAGGAAAUGUACCUCAUAUUAUUUCUGUGAUAGUGCCAGUUGAAAGUUUCGUCAUUCCUCCUCUUAUUAAUCCUAUUAUGUAUGGAUUAAAACUGCAAGAGAUUUACAGUAAACUCAAGAAAAUGAUGUGGAAAAGGAAGAUACAUACAUCUUUUUAG
Colossoma macropomum (tambaqui) is the source of this 960-nucleotide messenger RNA. RefSeq names its product olfactory receptor 6N2-like. Gene Ontology annotation, cellular component: membrane. NCBI's taxonomy places the organism in Eukaryota, Metazoa, Chordata, Actinopteri, Characiformes, Serrasalmidae. Gene Ontology annotation, molecular function: G protein-coupled receptor activity; olfactory receptor activity. Bases 1 to 960 code for a protein of 319 amino acids. The record is from RefSeq and is a predicted model, not a curated record. The transcript is spliced from 2 exons. Gene Ontology annotation, biological process: G protein-coupled receptor signaling pathway.